Molecule: messenger RNA, 1870 nt
Organism: Planococcus citri (citrus mealybug)
Lineage: Eukaryota; Metazoa; Arthropoda; Insecta; Hemiptera; Pseudococcidae
Product: BRCA1-associated RING domain protein 1-like
Exons: 9
Coding region: 261-1664 (467 amino acids)
Biological process (GO): protein K6-linked ubiquitination
Cellular component (GO): BRCA1-BARD1 complex; BRCA1-A complex
Molecular function (GO): ubiquitin-protein transferase activity; protein binding
Source: RefSeq, a predicted model, not a curated record
UAUUCGAAAUUGAUGAUUUAAAAAGGAAAUGAAAGACAAACAAAACGUAACUUGAGAAAAGAAAAAUGAAGCAUCGCGAUAUUCCCUUCACUGCUUCUGAAAGUUUGCCGCCUUUUUUCGCGUUCUGUUUCUUUUUGGUUUUUCCAUUUCUUCAGAUUUUGAUUGAUAAAAAAAAUGAAAUUGACGUGAUAAUUAUUUUGGAGAGUGUUCGUGAUUAGAUUCCAUAAAAAUUUUAUUCGUUGCAAUUAAAAAUUGUACUUAUGGAUGUUAACGAGCUGAAUUUUUUAUUCGCAAACAUUACCAAACAAAUAAAACUUUGCGAAUGUGCGGAAACCUUCAAAAAGAAUGCAAAGGAUAGUGCAGAUAUAAAGAAAAAUGAUACUUCGAAACGCGACGAAUGUAAUGUUUGCAAGACCAAAAUCCCAGCACCUGAAAAAGAUCUGAUUCUUCGAAUGAAAUCAGUUUUUCAUAAAGCUCUGCAGGAAAUUGAUAUUGACUUGAAUUCUAUACCAACGGAUAACCUCGCAGAUGAUACUGAUUUCAAUGAAAAUUCGUACUACCAAGUCAAAUGUGAUUUAAAAUACAUGAAACGCAAUAACAAAGGUGAAACACCGCUGCAUUCUGCUUCUGGAAAGAAAAAUUUACAAUCUGUGAUCACCUUGUUACAAAAUAAUGCGAAUCCCAAUACGCAAGAUAACGCUGCAUGGACACCUUUGCACGAAGCUGUUUUCAAAGACGACUUGGCUAUUGCUUCAGAGCUACUGAAAGCGGGAGCUAUUGUCAGUGUACCUGGUUUAGAGUUUACUACACCUUUGCACGUUUCAGUGUCGCGUAGAAAUAUGGAAAUGACGAGACUCCUUUUGAAAUAUGGUGCUGAUCUAAGAAGUCGUGAUAUUAAUGGCAACACUCCAGAGCAAUUCGCUGAAACCGAAGAGAUGAAGUCGCUUUUGAAAGAAUACUCCAACUCUGAUAAAAGUUUAGAAUCGAAUAAACAGUUUCGAAAGAAAAUUGCCCCAAGACAGAUGGCCGUAUUUUUAACCAAAGCUUCUCUUCUAUCUACCGAGGAACGGAAUACUCUGGAGAACAAACUGAAUCUCAAAUUUUCAAACGAUUUAAAAGAAGCCACUCAUGUUGUUGUUGAACAUCUCUUUAAUAAUGUUUGUGAACCGAAUUUCCAAGCUCUGGAAGCUAUUCUGAUGGGAUGUGCUAUAGUCAAUGUGAGAUGGUUACGAGCUUGUUUGAGAAAACACAGAGUUGUCGAUUUCAGCAUUUAUGAAAUUAAUGGAACUACCGAAUUUCCCUGCCAUAACGGUCCCAGAUUAGCUCGAAAUAAUUAUCUGGAAAUGAACCCGCCAUUGUUCAAGGAUUACAAUAUUUAUCUGAAGAAAAUGUCCAACGAAGGAAACAUAAAAACACUAGUUUUGUUGAGUGGAGCAAAGCUUUUGAAUCGUGAACCUAAUCCUGAACAUUCGUCUACGAAUAAUUGCAUGUUUCAUUGUGAGCCAGGACAUGCAAUGGAAUGCACGUCGACAUUAAUAUUAUAUGAAUCUGGAAAUCGAGAACCUGCGCUGAAGUACAACAUGAAGCAUAUUAAAUCUCUACCUGUGCAAUGGUUUUUAGAUUGCAUACAGACUUUCAGUAUCAGAGAUCCUGACAUCAACUAAAAUAGAGUAGAAAUAGUCUUUCGUUACCGCAUCGAAUGUGUGUUUGUUCUUGUGAAUAGGAAAAACGAACCCUAAAUCCUAAUAUUUGUUCAUUUUAAUCAAAGACGUUCUAUGUAUUUGUGAGUUAUGUGUUUACAAAUCGUUGAAGUGAAUGAAUUUUUCUAUUAUUAUAAUUUUUUUUUCAAAUAAACGUAACUUGAACAUUU